GUGUGGAGUUGGGUUAGUUCAAACGCUCCUCAACCGCGGCGUUUUCCCCGGAUUUUUCUUGAUAAAAAAAGGCUUUUCAUCAAGUUCUUUUCUUGAAUUUUUAAUUGCAGCGUUCUUUCCCAGACAUAUUAGCAAUCCAGAUUGUUGAUUCUGCGAUUUUAGAACAGGUGGGAUUGUUGGAAGGGAUUUGUUUUGGAGGGGCGGAUGAAACGAUGUGUGCGGGGAUAACGUACGUCAAACUAAAUUCCAGCGGUAAGGUCUCCUAAGAGACUUUUUCAACUUUCUAGCAUCGCAGGAGUGAAGAUUACGGCGAUAUAAUGGCUGAAAAUUCGGGGAAUUCGUCAGGACAAUUGAAUCAAGUUUUAGGGUCUGGAAGAAUGUUCAAUUUUCAACAUCUUGACUUUCGAUCCAACAAUGACAUUCAGAGGGAACAAUCUGCUGAUAAAAAGAGACAGCUGAAACUGUCCUUUCCCUCCCAGGGCACCAGCGUGUCUUUCUCAAACUCCACAAACUCGAGCCACUCAAACUCAACUGGAUCUUCAUCAACUCCCCCAGCAGCACGUCCGAUUCUACCCCUGCCUUUGCCCAAGCUUCCAACUAGACCAAGGACAGCUCCAGAACCAACCCAUUUCCCUGAUAAGGCUAGGGACAAACUCAGGAUGUGCCAGUCAAUACAAAGCACUGGUAAACUACAACUCUCACCAGAUACAGUUUAUGAUUUUACAUCAGAAGAUCUCCAAGAUGUGGGUGAAAUUGGCAGAGGGGGGUUUGGCACUGUAAAUAAGAUGAUACAUAGGAUAAGCAAUACUGUUAUGGCUGUGAAGAGAAUUCGUUCGACGGUGGACGAGAGGGAACAGAAUCAAUUACUGAUGGACCUUGAGGUAGUGAUGAAGUCAAACGAGUGUCCAUGCAUCGUGCAAUUUUAUGGAGCUUUAUUCAAGGAGGGUGACUGUUGGAUAUGUAUGGAAUUAAUGGACACAUCGCUAGACAAAUUUUACAAAUUUAUUUAUGAGAGAUUGAAUAAAAGGAUACCAGAGUGCAUACUUGGUAAAAUAACGGUGGCAACUGUCAAAGCACUCAAUUACUUGAAGGAGAAGUUGAGGAUAAUUCAUCGUGAUGUUAAACCGAGUAAUAUACUCCUGGACAGGCGUGGGAAUAUCAAAUUGUGUGACUUUGGCAUUUCCGGACAGCUUGUCGAUUCCAUUGCCAGGACUCGAGAUGCUGGCUGCAGACCGUACAUGGCGCCCGAACGUAUAGAUCCUCAACGAGCACGGGGCUACGAUGUGAGGAGUGAUGUUUGGUCAUUGGGAAUCACUCUGAUGGAAGUUGCUACCGGUUAUUUUCCAUAUCCAAAGUGGAAUUCUGUUUUUGAACAACUGUAUCAGGUUGUUCAGGGGGAUCCACCGAGACUAUCACCUAAUGGAAAUGGCAAUCAUUUCACUGCUGAGUUUGUCAAUUUUGUUAAUACAUGUUUAAUAAAAGAAGAGAAUCAGCGUCCAAAGUACAACAAACUCCUGGAGCAUCCUUUUAUUCGUAGAUCAGAGGAGAGUCAGGUUGAUGUUGCGGCAUACAUCGGUGGAAUAUUAGACAAUAUGGCUAACAAUGGUGUUACGCCUUUUACAACCAACCAGCCUUAAAUCCACGGUAUUGAGUGAUGAGUAAUUAAUUAUUGAAAAUUCGUAAGCGUUAGAUACAUUGCAAAAUUCAUGGGCUGUAACCAUCUAGCGUGCUUAGAGUCCAUUCGUUGUCCCGCUUUAGAGACUGUACCGUCGUCGUGUCGUGUCCUCAAUUAAAAAAAAAAUGAAAUUACUGAAGAAAGAUGAAAAAUAAUUAUGAAAAUAAUAAAUUGAUCGUGGAGCUAAGGAGUUAUUAAUUGCAAGAAAUACUCGUAUUUUAUAGCGAGUAGAGGAUGAUUUUUAUGCCUGCGUAGAGACAUCAAAGUGGACACUGGAGUUUUUUAUUCAUGGCAAUGUGUCCCAUCAUCUGGAUGAUUACAGAAUAUGCGUUUAUCAGCGGUAAGUUAAUGCAAAUUGUAAAUAUGCCAAUGGCAAGACCAGAGCAUUUCCAACUCAUGGAAAUUAUGAAUUUUUCACAGUUUGUGUGAAAGUUUUAAUUGUUUUUCAAUAGGUGAUUAUAUUCCAUUGAGAUGUAUUUUUUUAAUUUUGUCUGCAUUUUUUUAAUGCUCGUGGGACAUUGUUGCUAUGAUUAAAACAAAAUCAAUUGUAAAAUUUUUUCCUACAGAUGAUUAAUAGGUCCUGGAAAACAUCGCUUUUAAUCACAUUUUAAAUGAUAAUUAAAUUUAAUAUAAAUACCUCGGAAGGAAAUGAUUGAGUGCAUAUUGAGGGUGUGCUAUCAAUAACUCAAAAUUAUUGGCAAUUUCGAAAUAGCUCACGCAACUUCUAGCGAUUGACGAUUUAAAAAUAGAAUCAUUUGAACUAUUAACUGUAUACCCUCAAUAUUAACGCGAUAAUUUUGUCACAAUUAUUGAGCACGGGAUGAAUCAUUUCACGUUUUAUAAAGAGUUAAUAGUGUAAUGUAUCCAGAUGCAUAGAUAAUUAUACGAAUUUUAUUUACAUUACUAUUUUUUUCGUCAAUAUUUAGUACCAGGUACUUGAAAAUUUUUGAUCAUUGUGGUGAGUUAUUUGCAGAGAUAUGCUUAUUACCGAUGUUGAAUAAAUGAGAAUGAAGAAAAUAUACUAUAAUGUAAGUGAUAAUAAAUACCUGAAUAUUGAUUA
Diachasmimorpha longicaudata is the source of this 2735-nucleotide messenger RNA. RefSeq names its product dual specificity mitogen-activated protein kinase kinase 4 (gene Mkk4). The transcript is spliced from 8 exons. Bases 318 to 1637 code for a protein of 439 amino acids. Gene Ontology annotation, biological process: protein phosphorylation; MAPK cascade. The record is from RefSeq and is a predicted model, not a curated record. Gene Ontology annotation, molecular function: ATP binding; JUN kinase kinase activity. NCBI's taxonomy places the organism in Eukaryota, Metazoa, Arthropoda, Insecta, Hymenoptera, Braconidae.